AUGUGUGAAGGCAUUAAUUAUAACACAUUUAUAUUAAUAUCUUAUUCUGUAUAUUAUUUGUUACGUUCGCCAAUCCCCGUUGAAGAAGUUGACUUAAAUGCAACGCAGUAUAAUAUAGCAGCUACGGAUGAUAAAAAUUUCUGGGAAUGGCUGGCCAGUUUAAUAUCCGCUGGUGGAUCCAUAACAGUACCCGUGACAACAACUGAACUUCCGAGACCAGCGACUGAAUCGUGUUUACCUUGCAAAUGUGGUUUAACGAACACACAGAAACGGAUCGUAGGUGGUGUUGAGACCCAAGUUAAUCAAUAUCCAUGGAUGGCAUUAAUGAUGUUUAGAGGACGAUUCUAUUGCGGCGGAUCUGUUAUAAGUUCUCGUUAUGUAUUAACCGCUGCUCAUUGUGUCGACAGGUUCGAUCCGAAACUCAUGUUAAUUCGGAUAUUAGAGCACGAUCGCAAUUCUACCACAGAGACAGAGAUUCAAGAAUUCAAAGUCGAGAAAGUGAUCAAGCAUAGCGGUUAUUCGACGUACAACUAUAACAACGACAUCGCGCUCGUCAAACUGAAGGACGCCAUUCGAUUCGAGGGAAAGAUGAGGCCUGUUUGCCUUCCAGAACGAGCUAAAACUUUUGCUGGAUUAAAUGGAACAGUAACCGGUUGGGGCGCAUUAGAAGAGGCUGGCUCGAUAUCGCAAACUCUGCAGGAAGUGACGGUUCCGAUUCUCACGAAUGCCGAGUGUCGCGCAACUAAAUAUCCGGCGCGGAAGAUCACAGACAAUAUGCUGUGCGCAGGUUAUCAAGAGGGAAGCAAGGAUUCGUGUCAGGGAGACAGUGGUGGCCCCUUACAUGUUUUUAAUGACAACAGUUAUCAAGUAGUUGGAGUGGUAUCCUGGGGCGAAGGAUGCGCGAAGCCUGGCUAUCCCGGCGUUUACAGCAGGGUGAAUCGUUACCUCUCGUGGAUAGCGAAUAACACCGAGGACGGGUGUUAUUGUUAAUUUAAACGAU
Bombus huntii is the source of this 1000-nucleotide messenger RNA. Its product is annotated as trypsin-1-like. Gene Ontology annotation, biological process: proteolysis. Lineage: Eukaryota; Metazoa; Arthropoda; Insecta; Hymenoptera; Apidae. The coding region runs from base 1 to 990 and encodes 329 amino acids. The record is from RefSeq and is a predicted model, not a curated record. The transcript is spliced from 7 exons. Gene Ontology annotation, molecular function: serine-type endopeptidase activity.